Messenger RNA from Aureobasidium vineae, 528 nucleotides. The record is from the annotation of a GenBank genome assembly. Lineage: Eukaryota; Fungi; Ascomycota; Dothideomycetes; Dothideales; Saccotheciaceae.
AUGACUGACAAUCUCCCAGGCAAGCAAUGGCACGAAAACAAGAAGGCCUUCCGCCCUACAGCAGGCCAGACAUCGUACGCAAAGCGCCAGGCCAAGGACCAAGCACUCGCCGUUGUAAAAGCACAAGAGAAGGAGAUGAAGGAAGAGAAGGAGGCCGAGCGUCAGGUUAGACACUGCCAGAGGACAUGUUUAGAAGCUGCAACUAACAUAAGGACAGAGACGCAUCACGGCACUCAAGGAGAAGCGCGAGGCAAAGGAAGAGAAGGAGCGCUACGAGAAAAUGGCUGCCAAGAUGCACCAGAAGAGAGUCGACAGACUGAAGCGCAGAGAGAAGAGAAACAAGCUUCUCAAGUCGUAGAGAAACUUCAAGUGGAGGACGGAGAAGGCGUGAAGAGGGCAAGGCACACAAGCAUUGAAAGAUACCCUGGCUGCAUAUUCAUGGCGUUUUUGGCGUGGACAGGAUCUGGAAGAGGACAGCAAAUGCAUCUACCAUUUUACUUUUCGAGAAAUGUUCCUUCCGCUUUUUGA